This is a messenger RNA of Durusdinium trenchii, 1059 nucleotides long. The record is from the annotation of a GenBank genome assembly. NCBI's taxonomy places the organism in Eukaryota, Dinophyceae, Suessiales, Symbiodiniaceae.
AUGUGGCUUGUGGAACUUAUCAGUUUUCUUUUCGCAGGACUAGGUGCUUUUUGCGCCUUCGGACCAUACCAUGACGACCGGACUUGGAACCUCAUCCGCAACAGCGCCAACUUUCACGUCAUCACUAUGCCAUCCCAGGAGCCAACGCAUUUUGGUCUCUAUGCUCUCGGCGAAGCCAAGCCCACGAAGACCGCCCCGGUGAUCCUCUUCGUGCCGGGGCAUGGUGGGUCGUGGAAGCAGGGCAUCAACCUAUGCGCAUACUUGGCCAAAGAGGAUCCUGUCCACUUUUACACGCUGGAUUUCCAUGCGUCUGCCUCAGCCCUUCAUUGGUCUGUGUUGUCAGCUCAAGCAGCCUUCACCAAAGCUGCGAUUCAACGGCUUGGGCAACUGCACACAGGCCCCAAGCUGGUGCUCGGCCAUUCCAUGGGCGGCCUAGUGGCUGUGGAAGCUUUGCGGAGAUUGUCACAAGUUGAGCGGCCAGUGGAUGGCCUCUUCUUGAUCUCGACUCCUUUGGAGUCACAUCCUUUGCUGCUGGAUCCGCGUUUUGCGAUCGAGGCCUCUAACCUCUCAUGCUCCAUCGUCUCAGUGUCAGGCGGUGCGACGGAUCCCUUGGUGCCCAUGAAGACCACCAGGUUGAGGAAUGCGCACUUCAUUCCACUGCCAGCGGCGCGGGAUGUCUACUCAUCCUUCAGCCACGUGAACCUCCUCUUCUCGCGACACAGCCUUCAUUUCUUGUCCCGGAUCCUCCGCACUGGACCAUCUGAGGGACCCUGGUCCAAUCUCCUGGGCCGCCCCACAGCAGCAACCCGAGUGAGCGCUCCUGCGCAGGAGAAUGCCAGCUUUGUUGAGCCUGGGGCGGCGGUGCCCUUUGACAGGCUGGCCAAAGUGCAGCUGUUUCGUCCAAUGACUGGAGGGAUUUUUAGCUUCCUGCUCAUGGAGGAGCCGCAAGCAAUCCAACGCCACCCUGAGCGUACCUCACGUGGUGAGACCUUCGAUGCCACGGAUGUGCUGAAUUGCAGCGAAACAGCUGUAUCUUGGCAAGAUCAGGCCGGGCGCUGA